Messenger RNA from Paramecium tetraurelia, 4470 nucleotides. RefSeq lists its product as uncharacterized. The record is from RefSeq and is a predicted model, not a curated record. Gene Ontology annotation, molecular function: protein binding. Lineage: Eukaryota; Ciliophora; Oligohymenophorea; Peniculida; Parameciidae. The transcript has 7 exons.
AUGUUUAUCAAAUAACACUAACAAAAACUGCAAACACGAUCAAUAUCAAAUGCUUCAGGACACUCAAAUGGGAGGAUGUCUAUCAUGCCGUCUAUGCAAAAUAACACUAUCAAUGCAAUUUGGGAUAUCAAUCAAAUAGGAUAGGAAUUGGAUUGUCAUGAUGACCCAAUUUUGAAUGAAGCCUUAGAGUUGAUAACCAAUCGACAAGUCAAUCAAGCGAUUCUCCUUUUAAAUCAAAUGAUAGCAGAUGGAAAGAAAUAUCUAGGCUAGCAAUCAUAGGUUCAAGUAAUCACCAAAGUCACCUUGCUGAUUGUUUCUAGUGCCAUGUCCAUUCUUGAAAACGACCCCGCAUCCGCCUUAUUGCUACUCUUGGGAUGCGAUCAAAUGUUUAAAGGAUUGACUCCCAAACAACAAGGGUAUUUGAGAGUCCAAAUUCUCAACGGAUUGGGGUGCUAUUACAGAAGAGUUGGAUAAAUGGAAAAAGCCUUAAAAGAACUGGAAUGUGCUUUGGCAGUUAUUCGAAAAUAUAACUUAAAAGAGGUUGCAGUUACCCAUCUAAAUUUAUCAGUAGUAUUGUCCUUAGUUGAAGAACAUGAAGGUGCCCUUGAGAAUGCUAAGAAGGCCGUUGCAGAAAGCCACAAAGAAUAUUAAUUUUAUAUAAAGAAUCAUGUAUCAAUGUAGAACUUUAAAUUCCAGCGUUGUGUAAGUGCCCUCGCAAUAUCCUUUUAUAACGUAGGAGUUCAAGAAUAGCAUUUCUAAAAAUACUAAUUCGCACUCCAAGCCUAUGCCUCUGCCUUUAAAGUGGCUGAAGACAACCUCGGCAUUCAUCAUUACUUGACAAUCUAAUUGAAAGCCAUCUAUGAAGAAUUUGCCCGUCAAUUGGCUAUUGCUGAAGCCCAGAAAAUCGCCAUUACAUCUCUCAAUCACAAAUUUCAAAUCAGAGCAAAUGUCACAAGUCAAUACGCCUAAAGUGCCUUAAGAAAUCAAAAUACUGACACCGCCAAAAAAGUAUCUGAUAGGCUAUUUUAAUCAGAAACUAAAAGAUUGGGACACAGUCUCAGACCCCAAUCAGCUAUAAUGACCCAAUCUUAAUCAUCUAAAUUAAAAGCAUUUGAAAUUACAAAAAAAGAAGCUUUCACUAUCAAAAAAUAGAUGUCAGCUACCAAUAGAACCUUAAAUCAAGUAAGUGAAGAGAAUCUAAAGACAGAUACUGAAAUUGCUGAGAAGGCUAAGGCACUAUAAUAAGACAUUGAAAAUCUCAAAAUUUUAGCAUUAAAGGAAUAGGAAGAAUUAAAAUUCAUUUAGGACUAGAAGCAGAGAGAACUAUAAAAAUUAGAAGCCUUUCGCUAUAUGAAUCAAUAAAUUCAAUAACAGAAAUUGCAGAAGAAUACUCCUCAGACUUCUAGAGAGAUCAAAAAGUCAUAGGAAUAAUAAAAAUAAAUAUUUAAUACUGAUCCUUUCAUUUAGGAGCAAUUAGAUGAUAGUGAACCUUAGCCAUUGGUUGCUGUUCAAACAGUAAACAAUAGAGAAUCCAAAACAGAUGAAGAAGAAGAACAUUACCUUACGACUGAGAAAUUCAAUGAAAAAAUUAAAAACGAAAUCAACUAAGACUACGAUAAGAAAAGAUCUUCAAUGACUAGAGAUGAAACAUUGCAAAGUUUCACUAAAAAAUUAGAAUAUGAUUAGGAAUCUUCAAGCAAGAAUAAUUUUGGAUAACAAAACAUAUCUUGCAAAUAAAUUGAUGAUCUCGAGGAAAUUGUAGAAGAUGUUAAUGAAGUCAAUCUACAAUAGAAUUAACAAAUAGUUGAGAAUAAAGUUGAUGAAAUCAUUCAGUAAACUGCCAACAAAUUAAAUGAGGAAUAAAAGCUUUAACAUAUUAUUAUGAUCUAAAAAUAAUGGAGAUCCAGCAAUAUUAAAUUGAAAUCACGUAUUUAAAAAAUAGGAUCUAAAUAUUAAGAAGCAAUUGAUCAUCAUUACAUUAAAAUUAAAGAUUAAAACAAUAAUCUCAUACAUAAUGGAUACUUAUUUGUAGCUUGGAAUUCAUAAGAGCAAACUUAAAUAGAUUUGAUAUUUUACGAUCUAUUCACCUUAAGAAAAUCAAGUAGGAAAAGCAAUGACAUUUCACAGAAAUUAGAUCAUAUUUUCAUUCUAAAUUUAAACUCCUCUUUUCAAGUCAACAAACAAUAAAUUAUUCAACUUCAGGAUGAACUCCAACCUUUUUUUAUCAUAAAUUCUUCUCAACUAUGUCUUUCCUCAAUGGACCCUUAUAUACAAUUUAAAGACAAAUAUAGCGAAUAUUAAAUUCGAUUUGAUUUUAAUUUAUUGAAGUUAGAAUAAGUACUACCUAAAAUAGAAGAAUAGCAAUUAAAUUAUAACACUCCUAUUACAAUAGCAGAUAUACAAUAAUUUAAUUCAGAUUCAAUAGUAGUUUAGAAGGCUGCUCAUACAAACCAAGAUUAAAUGUUUACCAAGGUAGAACCAUUUUAAGAUGUGCCAUUGGUUUAAGAAUAAAUAGAUGAAGAAGAAUACGUCUAAAAUAAUUAAAAUAGUCAGGCUGGAUCAGUAAAGAAGGAAUAAAUUGAAGAAGAAUAACAUUAAAAUAGUGAAGGAGAUGUAGAAAAGGAAAAUUCCAAUGAUGAAAGGAUUAAUCAAACUGGGCAAUUCAAUAAUAAUUUGUUUUCAUCUUAAGGGUUGUUAUCAGAAUUUGAUAAAAUUGAAGAUGAAAAUUAAAAAUAAAAAUAAAGUUAAUAGACUGAAGUAAACUAAAAUUUAGAUUUCACUCUAUAAUUAAAUUAGAUGAGUGCUAAUAAUUCUAUGGUAGGGUCUAACAAUAUUGGUGAGGUAGAUAAUUACAAUUAAUAAUAAUAAGCAGUCUUACAAAAUAAUGUUCCAAAUGGAAAUAAAGAAAAGGUUUCAGCUAAUAAUACAAUCAUAGAGGAAGAUGAGGAUGAUAAAAAAGAACAUGAAGUGAAUGAAAUUCAAUAAAAAGAAGAACGUACAGAUUAAAAUAAUAAACAACUUUUUAAUGCCCCUCAUAAUUUGUAAUCAAAAAAUGAAAUUUCCCACAAUAUUAUCGAAGAUGAUAAGAAAUCAGAUCGAUAAAGUUAAAAAUCUGAAUCUUAAAUGGAAAGCUAGACAUCUAUAGAGUAGAAGCAUUAAACUUAGACUUUGGCUGUGCCAAAUGACGAUAAAAAAAUGUUUGCAAAGUAAGUGAGUUUGCAAUUACCUGAUUUAAUGAAAGAUGAUAAUAGUUAACAUUCAGAUGAUGAAAUAUCUCUAACAAAUAAUUAUACUUUUGAGAAAAUUGGAGUGAUUACUGGUAUUAAUAAAAAUGAUGGUUCACUCUUUCAAAUCAAUAUCUUCAUCAACAAAGAAUAAGAACUAUUCCAAGCCAAGGCUGAAGAUAUUAAAAUGAAAUCUACCUAUUUUAAAGUUGAAAACAUUAAGAAAACCAUUAAAAAGCCUUAAAAAUACUUGAAGGGGUAUAUAGUGAAUUGGCAUAAUGAAAAUGUGUUAAAAGUUUAUACAAAGGCUCACGAGAAGGCAGUAAUUAAACUUCAGAAGAAAUUCAAAUUUGAUCACUAUAGAAGGCAUGUGACAUUUAAGUUAGCUAAAUCAAACAUAGAGGGAAGUCUAUAUGUAGGGUCCAGAAAAUAAGUGAUAUAUUUAGCUAUAGAGACGAAAAGCACUUAAUAAAGAAAUUCUUACACUUUCAAAAAUGAAAAUUAUAGUUAGUUUGUUAAUCGAAUCUCUUUUCGUGUUCUAAAUAACUUAAAAUACUCUGAGGAAAAAGGAAUUUAUUUGCUCCAAGAACCGCAACACAGAAUAUUGGCAUAAAAUUUAUAAUCUAAAAUAUUUAAGUUAUUAAAACCUGAGAAUGCUUUUGAGUUUAUAGGCUAUGGUUUGUUGAAUGGUAUUUAUGACUCAGUGCAUAAAAAAAUUAUCAUUGCUAGUGAUAAUCGCAAGACUCAACCCUCCUAAGUGGAUAUACCUAAAACCAUUUAAGGAGAUUAAUUAAUUUAGUUUGCCUAAAACUUAUUGAAUAGAUCUUUUAUCAUUUAAUCAAACAAUGAAACUUGUGUUGUUUAUUACGAAGAAAAGGAUGAAGACUAAGCAAAGAUUAUUCAAAAUAAGCUAUUCAUGUAUUAGACUAUUAGAAAGAUGAUUAUCAACUAUCAUAGAAUGAGUCAUGGGCAAAUAGAAUAGCAAGCAGUCACAGUUGAAUUGCAACGAAAAUUGAAAAAAUACUUUGGAAUAUCAUGUUAGAACAAGUUUUAUUAGAUUGGGAAAUUAUCGGAGCAACAAAUUAAAAAUCUAAUAACCAAUUUUAGAAGGAUUAUAAGCACAUUUAUUAUAUAUUAGAAUGAUUAAGUUGAAUUAGAUAUUGACUCUAUUAAAGAAUUUGUUGGCGAUGGUCAAUUUACUAAUUUAUUGAGAAUGGAUCUUAAAAGCGUAGUUCAUUAAAUCUGA